Messenger RNA from Cucurbitaria berberidis CBS 394.84, 945 nucleotides. RefSeq names its product elongation factor 1 beta subunit. The coding region runs from base 63 to 755 and encodes 230 amino acids. The transcript has 3 exons. Gene Ontology annotation, molecular function: translation elongation factor activity; guanyl-nucleotide exchange factor activity. The record is from RefSeq and is a predicted model, not a curated record. NCBI's taxonomy places the organism in Eukaryota, Fungi, Ascomycota, Dothideomycetes, Pleosporales, Cucurbitariaceae. Gene Ontology annotation, biological process: translational elongation. Gene Ontology annotation, cellular component: eukaryotic translation elongation factor 1 complex; cytosol.
AAAAAACUGUGUCCGCCUCCUCAUCUACACCACAAACUCUACAAACUCCUCCGACUAUCAACAUGGGCUUCACCGAUCUCGUCUCCGACGCUGGCCUGACCCUCCUGAACAACUGGGUCAAGACUCGCAGCUACGUUCUUGGCUACUCCCCAUCGCAAGCCGACGUCAAGGUCUUCCAGCAGAUCAAGCAGAUCCCUGCACCAGAGAAGUACCCAUACGCAUGGCGCUGGUACAACCAUCUCCUCACCUUUGAGGGCGAGUUUGAUACCCUCCCCGGCGACCCCACAAAGGAGUUCACCGCCUACGGCCCAGAGGCCGGCGACCUCACCAUCAACCCCGCCAAGGCUCCUGAGAAGGAGGCGGAGGAUGACGACGAGAUCGACCUCUUCGGCAGCGACGAUGAGGAGGAUGACGCGGAGGCUGAGAGGGUAAAGGCCGAGCGUCUGGCCGAGUACAACAAGAAGAAGGCUGGCAAAGUAAAGCCUGCCGCCAAGUCUAUCGUUACCCUCGACGUAAAGCCCUGGGACGACGAGACGAACAUGGACGAGCUCAAGGCCAACGUGUUGUCUAUCGAGCAAGAUGGCCUUGUCUGGGGUGCGUCCCAGCUGGUGCCCGUCGGUUUCGGUAUCAAGAAGCUCCAGAUCAACUUGGUCAUCGAGGACGAAAAGGUCUCGUUGACCGAUCUACAGCAGCAGAUCGAGGAUUUCGAGGACCACAUCCAGUCCACCGAUGUCGUUGCUAUGCAAAAGUUAUAAAAGGGCUUUUAGUACUUCAAGUGGUAUCUUGAGCAUUUGACGAAUGGCAUGCCUGAUUAUGACGGAUAGGGUUGGGGACGACUUACGGUUUGACGUCUUUAUGAGCGUCUGCUAGACGGAAACAAUGAUGUGGUAAAAAUACCGCCUUCCUUUGUGGAAUCUAUACAUUCAUCGUCUGGCGACUACACCC